Molecule: messenger RNA, 742 nt
Organism: Taeniopygia guttata (zebra finch)
Lineage: Eukaryota; Metazoa; Chordata; Aves; Passeriformes; Estrildidae
Gene: PITHD1
Product: PITH domain containing 1
Cellular component (GO): nucleus
Source: RefSeq, marked provisional
GGCGGCACCGGCGCGGCCAUGGCGCACGGGCCCGGCCGGUGCCGGUGCUGCGGGGCGGAGGCGGCGGAGAGCGGCGCGGCCUGGGGGCUGUACCUGCGCAUCGACCGGCAGCGCCUGCAGUGCCUCAACGAGCGCCGCGAGGGCUCCGGAGCCACCGUGUUCCGGCCCUGGGAGCAGCGCGGGGACCGCUCGCAGUUCGUGGAGAGCGAUGAUGAUGAGGAGCUGCUCUUCAACAUCCCGUUCACGGGCAGCGUGAAGCUGAAAGGAGUCAUUGUGAUGGGCGAGGAUGGCGAUUCACACCCGGCCGAGAUGAGGCUGUUCAGGAACAUUCCUCACAUGUCCUUUGAUGACACAGCCAAGGAACCAGAGCAGAGCUUCAGCCUGAGCCGGGAUCCCUUGGGAGAGCUGGAAUAUCCCACCAAAAUUUCCCGUUUCUCCAACGUUUACCACCUCUCCAUGCACUUCCCAAAGAACUUCGGAGCGGAGACAACCAAGAUUUUUUACAUAGGCCUGAAAGGGGAGUGGACGGAGGCUCAUCGCCACGAGGUCACCAUCUGCAACUACGAAGCCUCGGCCAACCCGGCCGACCACAAGGUGGAACAGAUCACCCCGCAGACUCACUUCAUCUCCUAACGGGAGCCCGCCGGGGUUAGGAACGGCAGCCCGGGGCAGCCCCGAGUUCGCGGGACGGACACGGCGGCGCCGCGUGCUGUGACUGCCAAUAAACACGCUGCGGUGCAGA